GUUCGCGAGGAAGUUAGAGCCUUCUUGACAGUUCUCUUUAGAGCCUGCUUGAAAUGUCCUCCAGAUUUCCCAAUAGUUGAGCUGUGUAGAGUUAUCUUCCAGUCUCUCGAAUGGAGAGAAGUCGUUGAAAUAUAG
Rodentolepis nana is the source of this 135-nucleotide messenger RNA. The record is from the annotation of a GenBank genome assembly. NCBI's taxonomy places the organism in Eukaryota, Metazoa, Platyhelminthes, Cestoda, Cyclophyllidea, Hymenolepididae.